AUGAUCACUAAACUGUUUUUAAUAUUCCCCCUGCUGUUUGUGGCAGCAAACGCUACUCUGGGAACGCAGGUGAUCAGCUAUGACAACAAACAGAUGCUGCGUCUGAUUGAGGACUUCAAUGGAACCGUUUCCGAGCAGCUUUUCCUGGUGGCAGCCACUUGGGGGAAACUUAAAGCCGACUACCCGAGGGACGUGGCCAAAAUCGAGGACUUGCAGGAGACCCUAGAGCGCGUGGUGUGUCGAAAGGAGAGCAAUGUGACAGUUCGUCACCAUCUACAGGGCUAUCUCAUUCGCGAGCAGAUCCGCGAGCAUCUGGAGAUAGUGAAUGCCACCGAUCUGUUCCGGCAAGCCUUGGCUUCAGAGGAGCACGAAGUGGGAAAGUGGCAGUUGGCCAUAGGCCAGCAUUCCCGGAAAUUGCAUUGUCUCUUUAAGCCAGAUCAACUGAAUAGGAUUCUGGAAAGAGUGCUUCGCAAGGUCUACACUUUGGAGGGUUCGACGAAGCUGGCUGCGUUCUUUUACCAGCUUUACAUGUCCGGAAACCGGAACUCCUACUACCUAAUGGUCCAGGCGGAACUGAUGCUUUACGAUCGCUACAGGAGGGGCGGGGAAGUCAGCCAGGAGUUCAGCGGCUACAUGGCAAAACUCUGGCAGAGCAUCCAAAUGGACGAGUUCUAUUCGGGCCAGGAUCAAAAUAUUAAGCAAAGACUGGUUGAUGCCGUAAUUGAUCUCCUCAAAUUCCUAUAAAAACCAAUAGCCCGCUUAUUAAGACUUCAGUUGUGUGAACUUUAUUCGGUGUGUUUUGUAUGUUCGAGUGCUUUAAUACUUUGAUUUGAAUUGUGUUUUUGUUUCUCUAGCAUCUGAGAUAAUUACAUAGGUGAAGGCUUGUGUUCUUUACAUUAAAAUAUCAUGUUGUACAUAGACUA
Messenger RNA from Drosophila takahashii, 923 nucleotides. RefSeq lists its product as uncharacterized. NCBI's taxonomy places the organism in Eukaryota, Metazoa, Arthropoda, Insecta, Diptera, Drosophilidae. The record is from RefSeq and is a predicted model, not a curated record.